ACGGUAAACAUUGCAUCGGAGAUUGCUUUUGACGUUUCUACGGCUGUGGGAUGUUCAAAAGUAGAACAAACAUUGUGUAUAGUGCAAAGGAAUACCAUAGAAAACGGGAGGAGAACGCCUUUCUUGCCAGCAGCUUGGGCACAGUUUGUAUAGCAGAAAAGUGUCGCGAACCCCGCAUUAUUAUUUCAGCAUUUGAAAAGAAAUUAUCGAUUUGUUAAAAAAUUACGGAAAAUGCAUUUCUAAUUAGAAUAUUACGAAAGUCGGUCUCCUUGCAGAGUUCACUAGUAGUUGUGCAUGUGUUCCUACAACAAAUCAAAUAAAAAAAUCAAUAAAAAUUCUUUUGGCAAUUCCUUUUCGGUGCUUUUGCCUGAGUCGGGAUAUCGCUGAUUUUCUCUGGCUGUGCUCCAGCAUACAGUGGAGCGUUGGGGCUCUGCCAUCAAAACCGACCAAUGAUAGUGUUAAGAGAGUCUGUGGAUAACUCUGUGCGUGUGUGUUAUUUUCGUAUGUUUGUGCAUUGUGUUGAGUGUUAGAGAAACGAAAAAUAAAUAAUAAAAAAACAAAAAGUUAUGAAUGUUCGUUGUUCGUCGUGUAUUCGUCAUUAUCCCGCAAAACAGUUAGUUCAUAAUAAAGGUGAAAUAAAAUAGAAUCAAAGUGAGCAAAAAAAUUGUAUUAAGAAUGAUACCUGCAGCACUUGCCUUCUACACGGAGGACUACCAUUUGUGUGACGACCAAAACUAUCGGAAUUUGUCGUAAACCCACGGAAAGGAGAAAGACACUAAAGUUUUCGUAUGAGAAAUAUUUACCCCAAUGGCACAUUUGAUGUCCCCAUUGUCGUCAGUUUUAUUGGUACAUUAAGAACAGCUGUUUUUGUUAAAUUGCGAAUUCAAUCAAUUUGUGUGAUGGACUACUUUCUGGUACUCCCGACUGACCUCUAAGAACACGAAAAAUAUCCAAAGAUGGCUAAGGAACCAACACAAUCGCGAUUACCAAUGCCAGGCGUAUCCCGUAUUCCGCUGCCUGGACUAAUUCGACCACCAUCCGUUAUGCCUUUGCUGCGACCCUCACAACUGAGAGCCCCCUCAACGUUUACCAAAACUCGGCCCAUGUCCUUUAGCGGCCUCCGGCCACCAACAACGCCAUCGUUAGCUCUAAAGAAAUCAUCUUCGGGCGAUCGGAUAAAUUCAAUAAAUUCAACAAUGAAUUUGGUCAGCAAGAAAACGUCGACAGUUUUGAAAAAAUUCUUCACAAAACCGUCGGAAGCUGCACAAACGCCACUGCGAAAAGAGAACAAGACCGGGCCAAAAACCAUUCAAAAUGAAACUAUGACUAUUGAAAACACUCCCAAGCCUCUUACACGCUCGGACACAUUUGUACGCACAGAUAGUCCGGAUGCAACACCGAUGCCGGUCAUUGGUGGAGAUGGUCGAAGGGCUAUAUUCGAGAGCACUCCCCUUAUAAGUUCGACAAACAAUCACGGGUUGCACGUAACCGAAACUUUCGACUGCACAUUCAGUGCACCUCUACCAUCGGGUCAAGUGCAACGGAAGCAUAACUUUGAAAGCACGCGAUUAUCCACAAUGGGUUUCGGUCAUACUAUGGAUAUUGAAUCUCCAAGAAGCAGCACCCGUAUGUCAAACGCUGGUUUCGGCCAAACAAUCAACUUGGAACUGACAAGACAUUCGACCGAUAGAAACAAUGACAAGGUGGACGAUGCUACACAGGUGUUGUCGAAGCCUAAUGCAACACGAACGCUAAAUAGAACCCAUAGCAUUGAAGAUUUGAACCAAGUACCGACAAAUUCAGAACAUGUAAUUGAUCACGGUAAAAAUGAGGCAAUGACAUCUCCCAAUAACGACUCCAAUUCCAAGAACAAAACCAUAACGUUGGAAGACCACGAGCAGAUUGAUGUAAUUACCAAUCAACCUAUAGAGGGUGCUCUCAAGAAUAUGGACGAGACUGGGUCUCGCACACCCGCUUCUAAUGCCACAUACUCCAAUCCAGGAUCUACAGAAAACCUAUUACUUCUCGAUGACGUUUCCAUACCAUCCGGAUUUGAAGAAGCCGUCGACAUGGAUGUCAAAGCCAACUUAUUGGCCAAAUUGAAUAACGGGGAUCUUUUGGAAUUGACCAAUAAUAAUUUAGAUGACACAUUAAAGGCGCUGGCGCCCGAUAAGGCCACCAUGAAAUUACCACUGAACUCAACAAUGAACACAGAACGCUUAUUGGACUUGACACAGAAUAUGACUACGCCAGCAAAACACAUGCAAUUGCUCAACUUGACCAAAGACUACAUGGACACCCCAAAUGUUGUGAAUAACAAGAACACCUCUCAAUUACUUUAUAUGACCCACGUGUCAUCAUCUUGCACCACAACCCCUGAUCGCAACGGUAAAAAAAUGAUUAACCCACUAUAUCAACUAACACCCAUACCCCACCACCUGCUGUCGCCUCUGAAGCUGAAGCAGGCCCAAAGUGAUUUAGUACUGCCUACGCGAACCCCAGACGAGGAAAGUCCCGAAGAACCCAUGGAUGUGGACAGUACAAUGAUAGCUGUGGCUGGAAAAACUGAAGAAUUCUUUCAGCAGACUCAAAACCAGCCGUCGGCAACGUCUUUGCAAGACGUUAACAAUCCCAGUGGCAACCAAAAAGGUCGUUUCUCGUUUGGGCUGGACCUCACGGAAUCCACUCUGGACUGUUCCAUAGAGCUAGUAGAUGUUUCGCUCUCGUCCACCGCUCUGUCGCAUCCAAGUAAUAACACCGCCAAUAAUCUAAGCACUUCGAUAUCCUCGCAACAAUUACUUAAGAAACAGAACUCAUUUGACAUGGACGAAAGUCUGGGAAUACUCACACCCGAUCAAAUGAAAGAAUUUCUCGAUUCGACUGCCACCAACAACACCAACAAUAAUUUAGACAUUCCUCUGAUGCUUAAUGUUUCGAAUAGUUUCAGCCACAAGUUGGCCAUGCAUCAGAUGCGCAUCGACCAAACGCCGUCGCCUGAAGAACUGCCGCUGGACCCAGUUGAGGUAAAGACUGACAUCAAUGAAAUGGUGCUGCAACAUCAGCAACACCAAUACCAGCUGCAACAACAGCAGCAGCUGCAGCCACUUUCGGCCGAGGAGUCAAAUCCCUCACAAAAUCAAUGCACGGAAUCCUUGUCCUUGCUUUCGGAAACCGAGCCGUCUAAGAGCGAGUCCAUUACCAAAUCAACAGUUUCCAAAAUUUCCACCAGCUUCAUUACGAGUGUCACAAGCGUAACGAGUCUGGACACGGGCUAUCAGGGAGACGGUGAAAUGUCACGACCUGCAUCAAGGGGUGCUUGUGAUCAUUCGCCUUCCAAUGGUCCCUUGCGGAAGGGAGUAUCUCGCCAGCCCAGCUUUAACCAACAGCAAGGCCAUGGCCAAGUGCCAGUGCGGCGACAAGAUCCCAUGACAGAUUCCGACUUCUUCACCGAAUCUGAUGCAGACGAUAUUUUCCAUCGUGGUGAUCGUCGGGCCCAAGUUAUUGAUGGCCAACUUUACGGGCCCAUGCUACAGCCCUCCGCGUCCGUCUUCAUUUCGGAAGAUCCUCAAAUGGAGGACUCAUGCAUGGAGUCGUCGGGCAUUUUUACCGACGUUGAAAAUCGUGGCGACGAAGACCUAGCCCAUAUCAGGCGCCAAAGUACCCACGACGAAACACAAGAUCUUUCACCCGAUCUGGAAUGCGACGCCGAUUCCACGGAAACAGUCCGGAGCAACCGCGAAUCUUCCAAAAGAUUGCAACAACAGCAGCAGCUGCAUGGAGGCAGCGACAAAAUAACUACCAGCACAUCAACCACCUCAGUCCAUUCUCAUGGUCAAGGUCAUCUGAGUAGCAGUCAAACAUCUUCCACCAUCCAAAGCAGCAUGAGCACUGAUCGCCUCUCGGCCGCAACACUCUCCAAUCGCACAUCGUACUGCAGUGUGGAUGGCGGCGGUGGUGGUAGUAGCAUAGUUGGGGCCAACGGUGCUGUGGAAUUCAAAAGUUUCUCCUCUCUCGACGAAGCUUUCGACGGUGACGAGAACAAUCGCAAACACAUGUCGGUUAAACUCAUGAAAAGCUCCACAACAUCCACAACUUCGUGGUGUGAGCAACCACCGACCCACAAGCACUUGACGGCAGUUCAGAACAUAACUUCGCCGCGCAAACAACACUCGUCGUUAACGUCGCUCUGCAGUGCGGAACACACAACAACAUCGCCGGCAUUCGUGAAUUGUCAGUCAAGUGCUCAGUCCAUAACAGACUCGGAUCGAUCGUUUUCAUGUGCUACUACGACGCACUCGAAUGCGUCCAACCGCUCCGUCAACUCCUCCCCUAAUGUUGGCAAAAAACAAACGAAAACCGCAAAUCAAUGCUCGCCGGGCAAGUACACUCCGCGCUCGAAAGCAACAAUAACAACAACCGCGACACCAAAAAGUGCCAAAUCUUUUAAGCAGUCGCUCAACAGUGGCGGCAGUGGGGCCGCCAAACACAACUCGCCGCCCGCAGUGCGAAAAUAUCAUCACUCGCCCAACAAAUGGGAUGCCGUUAUGAAUCAAAUCGCCAACAACAAAGCUCACGUUAGAAAGAAUUACAGUGAUGUGAAAUCCAAAGUGUCGACCCGAAUAUCGGUGGUGGGUGGUGACGGUAGUCGCGGCCAAAAUGCCGGAAACGGUUCCGGUUCGUCGACGAGUAUUUCGCCAACUGUACGCCGAUCUCCAACCAAUAAUUUGAAUCGCAAUAAUACGUCUAGCAUUAGCAAAAUAUCAAAAUCCCAAUCACCCGAGGUGCGUGGAGUAGGAGGAGGUGGAGCAAUUAACAGCUCGUCAUCGCCAUCACCAAAGGCAUUGGAUAACAAGCGUCUGAUACAAAAUGUUAAUCGUGGCCGUUCCUAUAGUAAAGACAGUCAGAAGAGUUCCCAAAGCGACUUGAGCUUUGCGAGCGGAGCUGGAAGUGGCAGCGGUGGUGGUGGUAAUACUGGAUCUCCUAAACUUUUGGCUAAAACUCCACUGAGAGCAGCCAAGAAACGCGAUGUGCGCAAUCUGAGUAUAUCGCCAACCGAUUUGGGACCACCACCAAAAACUCAACAAACAUCGAAUGGUUCUUCAACACGGCCAAAACCGGCGGUUUUAACAUUAACACAAAAACGUUUCAAUGCCCAGAGCAAUUGUACAACGCCAUCUCCAUCCACAACUUCGACGGCUGCUAGCAGUCCAACAGGUGGCAGCACAACCAGCAUCAAGGGUUCGCCACCACUUAAGAAAUUCCAAUUGAAUACCAGACGCAUAGAUGGCAAAACAACACCCAUAAAAACUCCCCUGAAAGAUCACAAUCGCAUUAUAAAUCAAACAAUUACGCCACCGUCUUCGAAGAGCAACUCUAGCAAACCGGAGACGCCAACAGACCUUCAGGAAAAUGGUCUUUCUCUUCACAACAAUAACAACCACAUCAGUGCAACAGCGACGGCUGCUACUGCAACUACACCAGCGGCGGCGAUCACAGACAAGUCUGGACAAAACAUUAGGACAACUUCCAGGACAUCCUCCCCGGUUCUUUCGAGCCUUAACAAUAAGAAAAGUACACCCGCCCCGUCGCCAGCUGUUGCCAGUCACCUCAGCGAAAAGAAGCAGCAAAAUAAAUUACAUAACACGUCAUCGUCAUCGCCAUCGACGUCCACGUCCAAUGCUAGCCGAAAAUCAUUGUUGCACAAACAGCACCAGCAAUUGUCCGAUGACGUAGUUGUAAUACCUUCAGCAGAACCUGCCGCUGCCGAUGAGUUGCAGCAAUUGAAACUACUUAACCGGCACUCGUGUAACGGUGCAUUGAACUAUGAGGCAUUUGAGCAGCAACAGUUGCAACUGCAACAGUUGCAACAACAAUCGGCUCACCAGACCAAGAGCACAGAAGCUUUAGGAGUGCUGCUGCAAUACCUGGUUUAUGAUUUGGAUGCUUUUGCAUGUCCAUCGCUGAGAUCUGAGAAUGCCAAAACAAAGGACAAAUUAAAGAAAACCCUGUUAUUACUAGAUGAAGCUAAAAGUUCCUGUUCCGAGUUGCAGGAUCAGCUUUGUGAUAAGGAUGCCUAUUAUAUGCAAAGAGAAAAUGAAUUGCAGGCCUUACAUCGAUGCGAAUUGGACAAAGCCCGAUCAAAUUUUGAGGAAUUCGAAAUUGCAGCAAAACAACAAAUUUCAACUUUACAAUCACAACUGGAAAGUACCGAGGCGGAGCAUCGCAACAAUUUCGAUAGCUAUCGAAGUGAAAUGGAAAAGAAGCUCUCCGAAAAAUUGGAUCAAAUUAGAAGUAAGGAGGAACGUGAGAGUGUGCUACAGCAACGUUUGCAAGAUUUAGAAAUUUCCGAGGAGAAGUUACGCGAAAGACUUACCCAAACAGAAGAAUCAUGCUCGAAGCGUUUGCAACAGUCUGCCGAAAGAGAACUAGAACUAAUGGAACGCAUCAAGUCGCUAACCAAAGAACUGGAUAGGCUCAAGUCGCAAAAGGAGAGCAACGAACGGGAUUUGAAGGAUAAACUGAAUCUCUCGAAUGAUGAAAUUGCCAUCCUGCGUACAACGCGUAGAAGCCUAAAUGAAAGUGGAGUCUGUUCGCCGCGGAACACCUCAUCAUGCUCUGCCGUGGGAAACAUGGAGCUUUCGCGGCUCCAAAAUGAAAUAGAAAGCUUAAGAUGUGUCUUGGAAUUGAAGCAGAAGGAAAUCUCCAAGUUGACCAAACAAAAUGAAGAGUUGUUAAGGGAUGCCGACGAGAAGUUAACCUUGCAGGGAAAGCUUUCUCUAUUAGAAUCCAAGAAUGAAAUGCUGCUUUCAGAGAUGGAGAUCAAGUCGGAAAAAGAGAAGGAAUACUUGAGGCAAAUCGAUGAAAUUCAAAAAGCCUUCAAUCAUGAAACCGUUAAGCGCACCCGACUGUCCUACGACAAUGAAGCCCUGCAGUGGCAAUUGAAGCAACGUUCCGAACAGCUGCAUCUGGUGGAGACUAAACUUCACGAACUGUCGUCCCAUGAAAUGUCGUCGACCUCAAUUACCAAUCGCUCAUCCUCGAAUGGUUCUGCCUUAAAUACAUCGCUACACAUGGACGACAUUUCUCCACCGAGUUCGCCAGUUAUUAAAGGGGUUAUCGAGAAGACCGACUCAGUGUCAUGGGUACUGGAAAUGGACGACGAAACUCCUGAAGCUGCUGCCACGAAAAUGGUCAAACGUGCGGGUUCAUUUAGGUCAGUGGAACGUAGUUCCUCCAUGAGAAAACAACUGUCGGUCAGCGCAAAUGCGGGACAAACGUUUAAUAAUAGUUUAUUGGAUACAACUGGGCCGAAUCCUCUCUCCCAGUCCAUGUCCGCCACCUCCGUGAUAAGAGAACAUUCCAAAGUUGAAACAAGUGAAUUUAAUAAUAGAUUACACCCCCGAAUACGCUCAAAAUCAGUUAGUGUAAAGGGCUGUGAGGCCUUGCAGCAGAAGCAGAAGUCAUCAUCGUCAAAAUUGUCGCGACAAUUAUCGUCGGGUAGCUCACGAAAAAGCUUGGAUCCAGCCGACUUCAAAGAGCCUUUGACGUCCAGUUCUCCCUUCAGCAUUAGACCCAGAACGUCAACCUUAAAAAUUGAUAAUGAACAAAAUGAAGAUGUCCUGUUUAGGCGGGGUAGUGCUAAGCUAAUUACUUGUGACACCUCCGCCUUAAAUAAAGGUGAACGCUUAGAGAUGCGUUCGCUUCCCUCUCUUCCUUCUGUCCAGGACUUGAAAGUAAUCAAGAAAUGCCAAGAGAUCCAAGAGUCCGCCGGAGAAGCUAUGGUUUCGGGUACAAAUUCUGAGGAUGAGAGUUGUUCGGCUUCGUCGGAUGAUGUUGUCAGCACAGCCUCAUCUUCAGGUAACUCGGAUACGACAAACUCAUCAAACCAAUUGAAAAAUUCACGAAUGUCCAUAGAAGAUGUCUUACUAAUGGAGAAAAUGAAUAGCCUGUCGGGCACACCGAUGGAAGUCAGCUGGUCCGAAGAUGCAGAUGGCCUCGCAAACAGUUCUACGCUAUGACAUGACCUAGUACGUCAUGACAUGUAUGAAGUCCAAGAGGACGAUGAGGAUAGUUUUUAAGAUGGCAAGCAUGAGUUGGAGCUCCAUCUUAUCUUGACCAUGAGAAUUGAUAAAUGGGACACAUUUGCGCAAAUCAUCACCAUUGUUUAUUAGAACACUCCUGUGACGACAAUUUAGAGGGGACUUGGAAGAUAAAAAAGCACAGCUACUACCAGCCAAUGAUGAAGGUAUGAAAAUGGUUCGAUCUGGGGAAAUGAUGUUUGGCCUCACGAUCGUGAGUGUACGUUGUCCAAUGUAAUACAACCCCUUGGUGCGUCCGUUUAGAUUGAGAAUUUACAAUAAAAACAACAUCAUCAAAAACACAUUUUAAUGCUAAUCACCUAUGUUUAGUUAACUUUUACUUUAAAAAAAAUGAAAUGUUCUUUGAAAUCUGUUACAUGUACAUACAUACAAUAUAUUAUACUUUAUUUAUUUGUGAACUUAUUUAAUAGAGAAUACAACAGAAGAUAAAUCAAAAAGCUCAUAAUCUAACAAAGAAGCUAUAAUAAAAAGAAAAGAAACCCCCCAAGAAACAUUGUUACGUGUAAAUUAUGAAAUACAUUUUUAUUUGUAUUCUCUCCGACAUGCGGCAUUUGGUCGGAAAGCAGAUACUGAUAAGAACUCAUCAAAAAGUGAUAAGAUCGAUAAUCCACCAAGCUUUUCUUUGGGCAGGCAUUGUGGCAUUUUUGUACAUGUUCGAUUCUUGUCAUAUUUGUUUUUUUUUUUCGACCAAUAUACUAAGAUCGUCGGAAGACUCAAAAAAUAAUGACAUACACAUAUAUUAGAAAACGCAUUGCUUCACUUUCGAUAUUCUUAUCCUUUACUUAAAAAACUGCAUAUAAUUACUUUGAUCGGGCAACGCAUUUAGGUCUUGUAAAAUUGAUAAAGUAGGAAAAAUACCGAAAAUAGCCGAAAGGAAUCCAAAGCCGUCUAUUGAACGAUUUAUAAUUUUCGUUAUGUCAGUUGAAUAGAGUUGACAUUUAGAUAUACAAAACUAUGCAAAUAGCCUGCACAAGAUCUUACUGAGAGGGUUUAAAUAGAUGGCACUCCCACUCCUAAUUACAUCCGUGUCUUAAAUUGUUCAUAAGUGUUUACUUCAUCUAAUCGUAUAUUUAUUUAUGGCUUUGACAAAUUUGUAAAUUGAUUCUCGUCCUUUAUUAGAUUGUUUGUUAAAUUAUUAUUAUUAUUAUAAAAAAAAUAAUUAAAUGUAUUAGUAUAUUACGAAAAAUGUAAUCGCAUUGAAACUAUAAGAUACAAAUGCAAAAAACGGCUUAUUUAAAUGAGGCAAUUGAACCAAACCACUGAUACAUACAUUAGAGAUCUUGAAACUAGUUAUAAGGCGAUCAAUACAAUUGCUAUAUUUUAUACAGUAUCCAAAUAGAGAACACUUAAGAAAGUUCAGCAAUUCUUAAAUACAUUUUGAGAGGGAUUCAAUUUGUUUAUUUUUCGUGUGUGUAUUUACUUCGAUUCGAUUAAUAAAGUUUUUUUUGUUUCGUUCGAAUUAAAUUUACAACGUUUUUUUGUUUGACUCCGUUAAAAUUUAACUUCUUGUGGGAGUGAUAACGCUUUCUCAAUCCUCCCAUAUUUUUAUUGCCUUUCUUGUUUAUUUUGUUCCAACGUUUUUCUUCAAUCAUAGUGUAUGAGAGUAUGUAUGUGUAGAUGGUCAUUAGCCUAAACCGAUUACUAGUAAACUCAAAAAGUUAUGAUAAGAUUAGCAACAAUAAUAAUAUUAUUAAUAAUUUAUGAGCAAAAAAAAAAUUGCAAAUGAACAAAGAAAGAGAGAAUUAAGUAAAAUAAAGAAACCCGAAACAUGAAUAUUGUUUUGAGAAAUAUUUAAAAACAAA
Musca domestica (house fly) is the source of this 9901-nucleotide messenger RNA. Its product is annotated as serine-rich adhesin for platelets. Gene Ontology annotation, cellular component: nucleus; cytoplasm. The transcript is spliced from 10 exons. Gene Ontology annotation, molecular function: microtubule binding. The coding region runs from base 957 to 8018 and encodes 2353 amino acids. Lineage: Eukaryota; Metazoa; Arthropoda; Insecta; Diptera; Muscidae. The record is from RefSeq and is a predicted model, not a curated record.